Austrofundulus limnaeus is the source of this 3972-nucleotide messenger RNA. RefSeq names its product DENN domain-containing protein 3. Gene Ontology annotation, biological process: regulation of Rab protein signal transduction. Gene Ontology annotation, cellular component: cytoplasmic vesicle. Gene Ontology annotation, molecular function: protein binding. Lineage: Eukaryota; Metazoa; Chordata; Actinopteri; Cyprinodontiformes; Rivulidae. The record is from RefSeq and is a predicted model, not a curated record.
ACUCUACUUGUUAUUAGCACAUCAGAGACAGCCCAGUUGUGUGACAUCAUCCCUCAGACGAUGAYGGACUGUUUGCCACCUGCUCUGCUGGAAGCCUGCGUGGUGGUCGGAGCGUCCAGUGAAAAGCUUCGGGAAGUUUGCCAGGUUGUUCACAGUACUGGCAGUCUAGAGUGUGCCCAGGUGGAGCCGGAGGUUCUCCAUGUCCUGGCACCUCCYUUUGUUAGCAGAAUAUCUGAGCGUGAAGCUCUGAAGUUAGGUGGGAUUAAGAGGCGCUCCUUUCUCAAGAAAAAGAGGGAACAACCACCUUCAGGUGAAGAUGCAUCAGAGGGAAGUGUAGACGUCUCUGUACCAAAAGACAUCGACCUUGUCGUCUUGCCCCAGCUCUGCUUUCCAGGUGGUCUGGAAGUGACCAGUGAGCAGAAGACUGAGCAGUUCCACUUCCUGGUUUUUACUGACGUCUUUGGCAACAAAACUCAUGGAGUAGUAAUGCAGUAUUAUCGUCCCAUUCUGGGAGGAAUGUCUUGUAAUCAGAUCGGAGCUGGAUCGUCAACGUUCUCUAGACUUUUCUCAGCGUACAGCUUCUGUGUCAUAUCCAAGCACCCUUACUUCACUGCUCUCAAAGACUGCCUGUCGUGCCUUGUAAUCCAGCUGAGGACUUGUCGAUUAUCAGACACGGAGGAAAAAGUGAAAGAAUUUGCAACCAAACUGUCACUUGUGCCAAUUCCACCACCUGGGCAGCUACAUUUGACGUUUACGUUACAGCCCCUGACGGUCAGAUUACCCUCCAGAGAGGACAAAGACCACCCACUUAUAGAUUUAGACCUCCACCUGCCCUUUCUUUGCUUCAGGCCACAGCAGCUGCUGCAGGUGCUGUCCUGUCUCCUGCAGGAACAGAGGGUGGUGUUAUUUUCUGCUGAUUGGGCCAGACUCACGUUGAUAGCAGAAAGUUUGUUAAUUUUUCUGAAGCCUUUGGUGUGGCAGCAUCCAUAUGUUCCUGUUCUGGCCAGAGGCAUGCUGGACUUUCUAAUGGCUCCCACUGCUUUCCUUAUGGGAUGCCAUCUCAGUCAUUUUGCAGAGGUUGCUGAUGAAACCGAUGAUUUGAUCUUGGUUAAUAUUGAUGACGGAAGUGUUUCUUCUUCCUCUCUUGAUGUUGUUGUUGUUCCUGACAUCCCUUCAGCUGCUGCAGACUGCUUCACACAGAGGUGCCAGUGUCUGCAGAUACAUUUCGACUUGGAUCGAUGCCACAGUGCAACCUGCUCCAGCAUCGAUGAGCUGCGUGACCAAAGACAAGAGUGGCAACACAAACUCAACCAUGACAUCCAGAGGAUUGCACUGGAGCUGGUUGUCAACAUAUUCAGGGACGUGAGUAAUCAUCUGAACUAUGAUCAUCGAGUGUUUCACAGUGAGGAGUUCCUGAAAAGCAGACUGCCAAAUGAGCAGCUUUUUUACAAAAAGUGCUGAAAUCCCAGCCUAAGCCUGUGGAUGUGUUGAAGCUCCCACACUUCCCAGUGACUCUGUCAUCCUCCUUCGUUCACAGUUAUUACAGCGAUCUCAUCCAGCAGCUUGGAAAAACUAUUCAAUCAAUGCAAAAUGAGAAUUCUGCUUUGCUGGCCAGGUAUUACUACUUACGUGGUUUAAUCCACACGUUGUGUUCACGGCGCCUGGACGCUUUAAGUGAUUUCCAGAAUCUCUACAAGACGGACACGGACAUAUUUCCCACACACUUGGUCACGUGGCUCGUGGACUCGCUGCAGCAAGACGAGAAGCAGCUGGCCCACAUAAGACCGGAGAUGAAGAGACUCUUCUUCAGGGUUAAAACUGAUAAUGCGAAGACACUUGUCCAAACUAGUAAUCGCAUCAAGAAGUUCGAACUUCCCAAAAAGCCUCUGAGCCAGGAGGAGUUUGUGUGUUGCAUUCAGGAGUGUGGGAUUGUCAAAGACGUGGCUACCAUACAUCGGUUAUUUGAUGCUCUCAGUGGUGGCCAUCCAAAGCAGGCAGUAGUCCCUGAAGUCUUCAGACUCUUCCACACCUUUUGGAGGGAGAUGGAGGCCGAAGCACAAGAUGUCAACCUGCCCUCUGAGGUGGUCUCCAAGCUGGACGACAGCGAAUGUGUCUACAAGUUGUCGUCCUCUGUGAAGACGUCCCGUGGUGUCGGUAAAAUCGCCAUGACGCAGAAACGUCUGUUUUUGGUCACUGAGGGGAAACCAGGCUUCCUGGAAAUCACCAAAUUCAGAGACAUACAGGGGCUGAAGGUUGCCUCAGCUCCUUUCCUUCUCGCUCGUGUUUCCUCUCUUCGCAUCCAGUCCUCCGGCAGGUCUGAAGUGUUUGAGGCCAACCUGAAGACAGAGACCAAACUCUGGAACCUGGUGGUCAGAGAGAUGUGGGGGGGACGCAGGAUGGCAGACCAACACAAGGACCCUGAGUUCAUGACUCAAGCUCUGACCAACGUCUUGCUGAUGGAUGCUGUCGUAGGCUGCCUGCAGACACAGAAGUCCAUCGCUGCUGCCUCAAAACUGGCUUACUUUGAUCAAUUCAACAACGAGGCUCCUAUAAAGGAACCUGACCCUGCCUCAGAGACUUUAAAGCACAAGAUCAACCCGUCACUGGACUUGGCAGAACCUCAGACGGUCCAUGUGCUGCUGUACACUCCAGGUCAGUUAAGCGGCAGCAGCUCUCAGUGUGAGAUGAACCCGAAGCUGUGGGUGGCUCUCAGUGGAGGGAGGGUGGUCGUUUUUGAUGCAGCCAGCUGGUUGAUGCUGCAGGACGACAUUCAGGUCGGAGAGGCCCAAGUGACCUGCAUGAUGGGGCUGGUCCAGGAUCAGGUGUGGAUGGGUUCUCGGGACUCUGUCAUCUACAUCAUCGACACUCGCAGCCUGUCCUGCAACAAACAGCUGACUGAACACCAACAUGAGGUGACCGGCCUCUCGCUGGACUCCAGAGACCACAGCAGCAGUCAGCACAUGUACUCGUGCAGCUGUGAUGGGACCAUCCUGCAAUGGGACUUGACCAGUUUGACAGUGAAGAAGAAGUUCAACCCCACCUGCGACCGACUGCUGUCCAUACAGAUUUGUGGCAGCACCCUKUGGGGCUGUUGUACUGAUGCUGUUGUGGAACUGAAAAAGAAUAGUUUGCGACAAAGGAGGAUAACACUUCCUGGCGACCUGCAGAGCACACCACGUAGCUUCAGCUGCUUCGUCGUCAUCCCAGAGCGAGAGCAGUUGUGGGCAGGCUGUUCAGGCUCACAAGAGUUGUUUCUCUGGCUGACGAAUAACCUCAAACAUCUGUCCAAAAAAAUCUSCCUGCCCAACACGUCCGGAAUCACCUGCAUGAUUCAAGUCAAAAACCAAAUCUGGGUGGGCUGCGAUGGACAGAACGACACUGGAGGUCAGCUGAGAAGCCAGUUGUUUGUGGUGGAUUUAAACAGCCUCGCAGUGGAAAAGGAGCUGCUGGCUCAUUCAGACAGCAUCCAGACUCUCUGCUCUGCUGAAGAUCGUUACAUCCUGAGUGGCUCUGCACGCCGCGAUGGCAAGAUUGCCAUCUGGAAAGCUGAGUAGAAAGCAUCUGAAAAGGACCAAGUGUCACCAAACAUUUAAAAAAUAAUGGAAAGUUUUUCAUUAGAAUGGUCACAGUAUUGGAAUGGUAACUGAGCUUUAUAUUUUUAAGCUGAAAAAAAGAAACUGUUUUAAAGACAAAAUGUUUCUUGCCAAAAUCUUGUUAAUAACAAACACGAUGUAAAAAAUUUGGACAUUUUUAUAUGAAUGUUUACAAGAAACCUGGACUGGAUGUGACAGCAACAAUAAGCUAUUUAAUUGCUGUUAUUGGCCAAAAAUGUKGUCUGUAACUAAGCACUAAUUAAAUGUUAAAGAUCUUGUUUUUUAUGUUUUUGUAAAAAAUGUGGCACAUUAACAAUGUUAGUACCAUUAAUACAACCUAAAAUAUAAUUUGCUUGAAACAAUAAACAGUCAAUUAUUA